Aegilops tauschii subsp. strangulata is the source of this 870-nucleotide messenger RNA. The record is from RefSeq and is a predicted model, not a curated record. Lineage: Eukaryota; Viridiplantae; Streptophyta; Magnoliopsida; Poales; Poaceae.
AUGUGUGAGUACUCGGGGGAUGUCAAAGAUCCUCAACGGCACACUGACAUUCAACUGACUGAUGUUGAGAUUACUGAAUGUGUCAAGAAGAUGCUGGAUGAACCGGGUGAUAAUCCAUUCUGGAAUAGGAAACCGCAGGAUAAACCGGCGAAAACACCCCGCUUCAAGACCAAGGUCACCAAGAAACCGGCCAAGAAGAAAACCACCGAAUCUUCCGGUUUAAACAUUGAUGAUGAUAAUCCAGAGUCAGAGGACGACGCGGAAGCUAGCCACGCAAGUGACGCAGAGGGAACACCUCAUUCAUCUGCUGGCGAGUCCACAGGGACACAACUUCCACCCCUCAAAACUGUUCCUGGAGCUAAGGCCAGACCCAGCAAAAAGGCCAAGUUGAAUAAACCGGCUGACGACAACACGACCACUGUACCGGAGAAGACCCCAGAACCGUUUGAACCCAAUGCUGACGCUAUUCUGAAUGAUCCGCCGCCUCAAGAUGAUGACACUUUUGUUGAACAAAUGAAAACACCAAGUCUAGUCAAAGCUGCUGAUGACAAGACAGAUGAUGUUGUAGUUACUGGCUUUGGCUACACAACCUCUGGCAACCCCAUUGCCCUGUCAAAACACAGUGCUAAAGAAGAAAUCUCUGCUGUUGACAAGGGCAAGUGGAAAGCAGACUUGGAAAGCUAUGCCCAUCUCAGCGCCCAGAUAUCCAUUCUGGCUGAGCUGAGCAAAAAAGAAUCCCAAAUCACCGAUCUUCAAGUGAAUAUUAAAUCUCAACAAGGAGAAACUUCCAAAGCCAAGGAGGAGCUGACCAGCGCUUUAACAGCCAUGGAGAAGCUGAAGGAGAGCUUCAAAAGCGAACAGGCAGGCUAG